CCCAUGUCCAGCAGCAGCGUGAUCACCCCCUUGCACAUAGGCAGCAGCGGCAGCGGCGGCGUCGGCGGCGACGGAGGAUCGACCUCGUGUCCCAUGGGCAUGUUCAAGUGCGCCGAGGGCAAGUGCAUACCACAGAGCUGGGUCUGCAAUUAUCAGCGCGACUGCGAGAACGCCGAGGACGAGUUUCAAUCGUGUCCGCCACCCGAAUGCGAACCUGGACAGCUGACGUGUGGACAGUACGUGUUCAACAAGACGUACUGCGUGCCACCGUAUCAGAGAUGCGACAUGACCGUGGAUUGCGUCGACGGCACGGACGAAGCUGGCUGCAAUUAUCGUAAAUGCCUGCCGGACGACUUCAGAUGCGGCAACACGACGCCGGAACUGUGUCUGCCGGCGGAGAAACGCUGCGACGGCUACCUGGACUGCAGGAACGGCCGCGACGAGGAGGGCUGUCCGGGCUCCAGGGCGCCCUGCCGUCUCGAUCAGUUCAGGUGCAACGUGACGCAGCGCUGCAUCGACCAGCAGCUCAGGUGCAAUCACAAGGACGACUGCGGCGACAACAGCGACGAGGAGCAUUGCAGCUUUCCGGCCUGCACGAGCGAUCAGUUCCGUUGCGCCAACUCGCUCUGCAUACCGAUGAGCUAUCACUGCGACGGCUACAAGGACUGCGACGACGGCUCCGACGAGAAGAGCUGCACGUCCAUCGUCUGCGCCGGCAAGUACCUCUGCUCGAUCGCCGGCAAGCCCACCUGCAUCAACAAGUCGCAGCUGUGCGACGGUAAAAAGGACUGCGACAAUGGCAGUGACGAGGAGGUCGCCUGCUCGACGCACAUGUGCAGCACUCUGGGCUGUCAGUUUCAAUGCCAGGCAUCGAUGACCGGUGGUGUAUGCUACUGUCCGGAGGGUCGCGUUUUAGCGAAUGACUCGCGAAGCUGCAUAGAUCGCAACGAGUGCCAGGAAUGGGGCUUCUGCGAGCAGCUGUGUACCAACACCGAUGGUUCGUACCAGUGCGGCUGUGCGCCCGGUUACGUUCGUUUUAGCAAGAAUCGUUGUCGUGCCGUUGACGGUGAUCCCCUCGAACUACUGGUAGCGCAAGAGAGGGCCAUUUGGAGAGUGUUGCCGUCGAGCAAUAGCGACGAGAAGACCCUCAUUGCAAAUACAACUGGAGCUAGUGGCUUGGACUUUCAUCUCGAGAGAAAUCUAUUAUUCUGGAGCGACGUAAAGACGAGAAAGAUUCACUCGCAACCGCUGAAAGCCAACGUACCGCUGAGAAUAUCUGGCUCUAUCGUUGAACAAAUUGUAGGCUCGGCCGACCAUCUGGAUCCGGACAUCUCUCAGCCGGGCUCGUGGUCGCCCGUGGCUUUGGCCGUCGAUUUCGUCGGUGACAAGCUCUACGUCGUCGAUUCGGUCGUUCAGAAGAUCGACGUGUUCGAGCUCAGUGGCCGGUAUCACGGUAUCGUUCUGGGCUCGAACCUCACCAGUCCAGCUGACAUCGCGCUCGAUCCGUUAGUCGGUCUGAUGUUUAUCGCCGACAGUAAGCAGGUGCUGAGAGCCAACAUGGACGGUACUGGAGCUUUUCCGAUUGUGUCGGAGGCUGCCUACAAAGUAUCCGGCGUAGCUGCUGAUAUUAUCGCCAAGCGGGUUUAUUGGUGCGAUCUGUUACUGGAUUACAUCGAGACUGCGGAUUAUCUGGGAAGAAAUCGAGUUAUGAUCCUUAGAGGAAAUCAGGUACCAUCACCGAUGCGUCUCACCGUGUUCGAGAACAAAAUCUACUGGACCGACGGCUCGAAGCAAGCCGUACUCAGCGUCGAGAAGACACAGAGCGAAAAUUCCGUCAAGAGCGUGGCCAAGCUGCGCGACGCCAAGGCCAUCAAAGCUUUCCACCAGCUCGUCCAGCCCAAGGUCCCACUGAAUCCGUGCGGCACCAACAACGGUGGCUGCCAGCACAUGUGCAUCGUCACGGCGGUCAACGGCAAGGACGCCGGUCUGGGCUAUCGUUGCGCCUGCGACAUCGGCUGGAGACUGUCCUCCGAUCUGAUGAACUGCGUGCCGGUCCAAGAGUUCCUAAUGUAUUCGCAGCAGCGCUUCAUCAAGGGUCGCGUACUCGACCCCGUGACGGAGGGCUUCAGCGACGCCAUUUUGCCGGUUGUGUCGAGGCGGGCGAGAUUCGUCGGUCUCGAUUACGACGCGCACGAGGAGUACAUUUACUACAGCGACGUGCUUCAGGAUGUCAUCUACCGGGUGCAUCAGAACGGCACGGGUCGUGAAAUCGUUUUGGCCAGUCAGAACGAGGGAGUGGAGGGUCUCGCGGUCGACUGGGCCGCGAAAAAUCUCUACUACAUCGAUUCUCGCAAAGGUACGCUCAACGUGCUGAGCACGCGCAACGUCACUUACAGGCGCACACUGUUGAAAAAUCUGAAACGACCGAGAGCAAUCGUCAUCCAUCCGAAUCACGGAUACAUAUUCUUCUCCGAGUGGGACAGGCCCGCGAACAUCAGUCGAGCUCACGCCGACGGCUCGAACCUCGUCGUCUUCAAGAAUCUUACCCUUGGCUGGCCCAACGGCUUGGCCAUCGAUUUCACCAAGGAUAGGCUGUACUGGUGCGACGCUCUGCUGGACCACGUGCAGCACUCGAAUCUCGACGGAACGGACGUGAGGAACGUGAACUCGCGACUCAUUCGUCACCCGUUCUCCAUUGCCAUUCACGAGGAAUGGAUGUACAUAACUGACUGGAGAAUCGACGCUAUCAUUCGCAUGCACAAGGAAACCGGCGAGCAAGAGACGAUUCUCGUGCGCGAACCAGCCACCAACAGGCUGUACGGCGUCAAGGUAUUCAGCCGCGACGUGCAGAGCCCCAACAACGAGCAUCCGUGCGCCAUCAACAAUGGCGGCUGCGAGAAGCUCUGCUUCGGAGUGCCCAAAAAUAACACUACCACCAACAAAUACGGAUUCCCCAGACUGACCAGGUUCUGCGGCUGUCCGUACGGAGAAAAGCUGCAAGAGGACGGCAAGACCUGCGUGGAAGAUCGCGAGGCUGAACCGCCUCUGCUGGCUUGCCCCAACGCCUGGGACUUCACCUGUGCCAAUCAGCGCUGCGUUCCGCAAUCGUGGGUCUGCGAUGGCGACGACGAUUGCUUGGACAACAGUGACGAGAUGCAGAACUGCACCAAGCCCACUUGCGGCGCCAACGAGUUCCAGUGCAAAGCUGGAAGAUGCAUCCCGUUGAGCUUCCGCUGCGACGCCGAAAACGACUGCGGCGAUUACAGCGACGAGACCGGCUGCCCGAACAUCACCUGCACGGCCAAUCAGUUCACCUGCGAUAAUAAUCGUUGCAUUCCUGCCAACUGGAAGUGUGACUCGGAAAACGAUUGCGGCGACAGCUCGGACGAGGGUGAAUUUUGCGCUGCCAAGACCUGCUCGUACUUCCAAUUCACUUGUCCGAGAUCUGGACACUGUAUUCCACAAUCGUGGGUGUGCGAUGGUGACAACGACUGCUUCGAUCAGCAGGAUGAGAUGGACUGUCCACCAGUUACUUGUCUCAGUACGCAGUUUACUUGUGCCGAUCAGAAGAUGUGCGUCCUCGAGUCUUACAAGUGCGAUGGUAUAUCGGAUUGUAACGAUGGGUCUGAUGAGGUCGGUUGUCCAUCUUUAGCAGCAGAUCAAUGUAAUUCAGCCAAACAGUUCCAGUGCGGCGGCACCGGCAUAUGCAUACCCAAAUCGUGGUACUGCGACGGAACACCCGAUUGUCACGACAAGAGCGACGAACCCGCGAGCUGCGGCAAAGUCGACUGUCAACCGGGCUACUUCAAGUGUCGCAACUCCCAUUGCAUCUUCAAAGCCUACAUCUGCGACGGCAAGGACGAUUGCGGCGACGGCUCCGACGAAGACGCCAAGUUGCACGCCUGCGCGCCUCCGCCGUUCAAGUGCGAGUCCCAGCAGUGGCAGUGUCCCAACGUAACCAAUCAAUGCAUCAACAUCACUAGCGUUUGCGAUGGUCGCGUCGAUUGUCCUCACGGUGGCGACGAGGGACCGGGUUGCGAUCUCAACUCGUGCUCCUCCACCCAUCACUUCGGUCUGUGCUCCAACAACUGCACCCAGACUCCUCUGGGAGCUCUCUGCACUUGUCCAUCCGGCGAAGAGCUCAACGACGACGGUUUCACCUGCAAAGACGUGAACGAGUGCGAUCCACCGGGUCGCUGCUCGCAGAAAUGCGUCAACACCAAGCGAAGCUUCUACUGCGAGUGCGUCGACGGCUACACGCUCGAUGCCAAUAAACAUACUUGCAAGGCCUUCAAUCACAGCGCCGCUUUCUUGAUCAUCAGCAAUAGGCACACCAUUUUGGUGGCCGAUCUGCAGGAUCAAGCUCUGGAACGAGUACCCACCAACGUGGAGAACGUCGUGGCUACGGCGAGUAACAUGCACACCGGUACGAUCUUCUGGUCGGACAUGAAGCUGAAAAAGAUAUCUCGAUUGGACAAGGGCAGCUACCCGCAAGACGUUAUAUCGAGCGGUUUGGAUCUGGUCGAAGGCUUGGCUUACGAUUGGAUCGGCGGUAAUCUUUACUGGCUCGAUUCCAAAUUGAACACCAUCGAGGUAGCCAAAGAGACCGGACAGAAUCGCAUGGUGCUGGUCAAAGAAAAUAUCACGCAACCGCGCGGAAUGUGUCUGGAUCCGAGCCCAGGUGCUCGCUGGCUGUUCUGGACCGACUGGGGAGAGAAUCCUCGGGUCGAGCGCGUCGGCAUGGACGGCACCGCUCGUCAAGCCAUCAUCACCACCAAAAUCUACUGGCCGAACGGUCUGGCUUUGGACAUCGCUACUAAACGCGUGUACUUCGCCGACAGUAAGCUCGAUUUCAUCGACACUUGUCUGUACGACGGCACGGAACGUCUGCAAGUACUCGCCAGCUCGCAUUACCUGUUACAUCCGCACUCGCUGACGCUGUUCGAGGACACGAUGUAUUGGACCGACAGGCAGCUCAAUCGUGUCCUGUCCGCUCACAAAUUCAAGGGAUCGAAUCAAACCGUGGUGUCGCACGUUAUCUCGCAACCUCUGAGUAUACACGUUCAUCAUCCAGUGCUGCAACCGAUUACUCCUAAUCCCUGUGCCAAUGCCUCUUGCACGCAUCUUUGCCUGCUGAGUCCCACCGCGCCAAAAGGAUUCACGUGCAAGUGUCUGGUUGGCUUCAAAGAAUUGGCCGACGGCAGAUGCGUCGAAGAGGAUACACCCUUCCUGAUGGUACUGCGAGGCUCGCAAAUCGUCGACGUAUCCUUGACUCCUGGCGACGUGAAGAGCGGCUACAUCACACCGGUCGUCGGUAUUGAGAACGGCCGCUUCAUCGAUUACGAUCGCAGAGAUCACAUGGUCUACUGGCUUCAGGACAAGGACGGCGACAAGGAGAGCGAAAACGCUACCUUGUACACUAUGCCCUACACCGGUGGCAAUCGCACCGAGUUCCCGAAUCCUCAAGGCGAUUCUGGAAUUGUCGGUUCGCCCUCGACCUUCGCCAUCGACUGGCUCGGCCGUAACGUCUUCAUCGGCAACAAGGUCGCCUCGAACAUCGAAGUCAUCAAGAUCGACGGCGAUUUGAAGCAUCGAACGAUCGUACUGGCCAACGACGGCAACAAGACUUCGGUCGCCAAGCCCAAAGCCAUGUGCGUCGAUCCUCUCGAGGGUCACGUGUUCUGGAUCGACGAGGGUGGCUUCGGCGUACCCAUCAAAAUCGGCCGAGUCAACAUGGACGGCUCGAAUCCACUGAUACUCGUGGAUCAGGAGCAAUGGCUCGAAUCACUGACCAUCGACAUCCCGAACAAGAUGCUCUACUUCAGUACUCAGCAUCCGGGUUACGUGAAAGCCAUGAACACCGACGGCACGGAAGUUCGCAACAUACUCUCGAGCGUCAACAACAUCGCCGUGCCCAAAGCCUUAGCCGUUCACGGACAGAGACUUUACUACCUCGACCCUGCGUACGAGAAAAUCGAACGAGUCGACUUGCCGGACGGUGACAAUCCUACCAUGAUCGUUCACAAUGACGCCGAUCUCAAGACCAUGACCAUCUACAAGAAACGCCUCACCGACACUUCCCACCCGUGUCUCACCAACAACGGCGGCUGCGAGCAGAUCUGUCUGCCCUCCGCGGGUCGCACUCGCAUCUGCGCCUGCGGCAUGCAGUAUCGCAAGGUCGGCGAGACCAGCUGCCAGUCUUACAACACUUUCCUCGUGGUGACGCAGCUCGAUGUCGCCCGCGGCUACAGCUUCAAGGACGCCAAGGAGGCCAUGGUACCGAUUGCCGGGCCCGGUCAUCACAUCCUGCACGUCGACGUGCACUACGAACAGAACUGGAUCUACUGGGUGGAGUUCAAUCGCGGCACCUGGAACGGAAUAUUCCGUAUCAGGCCCAAUGGUACGGAUCUCCAGCACGUCAUCAAGUCGGGGAUCGGUUCCAAUGGUAUUCGUGGACUCACCAUCGAUUGGAUCGCCGGAAACAUGUACUUCUCCAAUGUGUUCCCGCACGACAAUUACGUGGAGGUGUGCCGACUGGACGGCAGUCAUCGGAAAGUGAUCGUCAAGACGACCAUCGACACGCCACGAGAGCUGGCGGUCAAUCCGAUUCGCCGAAUGCUGUACUGGAUCGAUUAUGGCCAGUAUCCUCGUAUCGGUAAGGCUUUCCUCGACGGUAGCAGCUGGAAACCGAUCGUGACGUCUGGUAUCAGUACACCGCGCGAUUUGACCAUCGAUUUCUUGACCCACGACGUUUACUGGGUCGAUUCGAAGCUCGACACCAUUCAGCGAGUGUCGUAUUCCGGCAGCAAUCGACAGGUCAUCCGGCGUAAUCUGCCCAAUCCGAUGGGCGUCGUUGUUUUCGGCAAUGACGUCUACUGGGUAGAUCGUAAUCUCGCCAGUGUCUUCUAUGCUAGCAAACAGCCGGGCAACAUCACUCUGCCUACACCACUCCGCACAAACCUGCCGAAAUUGCGGGACAUCGCCAUUUUCGAUAAGAGCGCUCAGCCCCAAGACGACAGCAAUCCUUGCGGCAGACCAGCCAAUGGCGACUGUGGUCAACUUUGCUUUGCCUUCCCUAGAGACAAUAAUGUACAAAUGAGAUGCGACUGCGCCAUUGGCAAAUUAGCCAGCGAUCAGAAGAGCUGCGAGAACGUCGACGAGUAUCUCGUCUUCGCCACUCGUACCGAGAUCAGAGCCAUCAAUCUCGAUCCGCGCGACACCUCGCUGCCCUUCCAACCGAUUGGUAAUCUGACUAACGUCGUCGGUGUCGAUUUCGACUACGACGACAGGCGCAUCUUCUUCACGCAAAUCCGACCAUGGGCCAAGAUCGCUUGGUUGGAUUCGGCCAACCCUGCAGUUAGUGCUAUCACCACUAUCCUAGGUAAAAAUAUCAACCCGGAGGGGAUCUCGUACGACUGGACGCAGAAAAAGAUCUACUGGACCGAUUCGUCCAACAACAGCAUCUACGCUAUGAACACGGACGGCACGGAACUGGUCAUGAUCGCGAGAGUCGACAGGCCCAGAGCCAUCGUCGUCGAUCCCUGCAACGGUUCGCUCUACUUCACCGACUGGGGACGUUUCAGUACCUCUGGUAAAAUUUAUCGCACCACCAUGGCCGGCUCGUUGAAGAAGGCCAUCAUUGAGAAAGAUCUGGCUCAGCCGAGUGGUUUGGCUAUCGAUUACGAGGAACGCAUGCUUUACUGGACAGACGCCAUCAAGGAAAAGAUCGAGAGAUCCGAUCUGGACGGUAACAAUCGCGAAGUGUUGAUUCCAGCUUCGAUUUAUCCGUUCGCGAUUACGGUCUUCCGUGAGCAUAUCUACUGGACGGAUUUGCAGCUGCGCGGCGUGUACAGAGCUGACAAGUACACCGGUGGCGACCGUACCGAAUUAGUCAAACGAUUGGAAGACUCACCGCGUGAUCUACACAUCUACUCGCCGGGACGUCAGCAGUGCAAGGUCAACGCUUGCAACAUCAAGAACGGCGGCUGCGAUCAGUCCUGCCAUCCGGGCCCCAACGGCACGGUCGAGUGCAAGUGCGACGACAACAGCCGCCUGGUCAACGACAAUCGCAUGUGCGUCAGUAAAAACGUCACCUGCGACUCGAGCAAGUUCGCCUGUCGCAACGGCAAGUGCAUCUCGAAGAUGUGGGCCUGCGACGGCGACAGCGACUGCGGCGACGGCUCCGACGAGGACGUCAAUUACUGCGCCUACCACUCGUGCAGUCCCAACGAGUUCCGUUGCAACAACGGACGCUGCAUCUUCAAGUCGUGGAAGUGCGAUCACGAGGACGAUUGUCAAGACGGCUCGGACGAGGAGGGUUGCACCUAUCGUCCCUGCGCACCUGGAGAAUUCACUUGCGCCAAUCAGCGUUGCAUUCCGAUGGCGCAAGUCUGCAACGGAGUGAACGACUGCAAGGACAACGUGACGAGCGACGAGACUCACGAGCGAUGCCCGAAGAACACCACCUGUCCACCGAAUCACUUGAAGUGUGAAAAUACCAAUAUCUGCGUCGAGCCCUACUGGCUCUGUGACGGUGACAACGACUGCGGCGAUAACAGUGACGAGAAUCCUCUGCACUGCUCUCAGAGAACUUGCCCGCAGAACAGCUUCCGUUGCCCGAAUCAUCGUUGCAUACCGGCGACCUGGUACUGCGACGGCGACGACGAUUGUCUGGACGGCAGCGAUGAACCACCAGAGUAUUGCCAUUCCGAGGGUAGAACUUGCUUCGGCGAUCUGUUCACUUGCGAUAACGGUCAUUGUAUACCUAGAAUUUAUAUAUGCGAUGGAGACAAUGAUUGUUUGGAUAAUUCCGAUGAAGACGAUCGACAUCAAUGCAACGAUCGAACGUGCGAUCCCGAAACCGAAUUCACCUGUACGGCCAACAAAGCCUGGAAUCGCGCCCAGUGUAUACCGCAAAAAUGGCUCUGCGACGGCGAUCCCGAUUGCGUCGACGGCGCCGACGAGAACGUGACGAUGCACCGUUGCCCCGAGCCGGUACCCUGCUCGGAGAAUCAAUUCACCUGCAACAACGGACGUUGUCUCAACCGUAACUGGCUCUGCGAUCACGACAACGACUGCGGCGACGGCUCGGACGAGGGCAAAUUCUGUAAUUCGAGGUACAAGGAGUGCCAGGAGAACGAGUUCACGUGUCAGAACUUCAAGUGUAUCAGAAAACAAUUCAGAUGCGAUGGCCAAGACGACUGUGGCGAUCAUUCGGACGAAGUCGGUUGUGCAACAAAGAGUAAAAACGCAACGUGUCCGAACGCAAACGAAUUCCGCUGCACAUCGGGUCAGUGUAUCAACGCGCAACUCGUGUGUAACAAAGAGAUCGACUGUAACGACGGUAGCGACGAGCCAGCUCACUGUAACGUCGACGAGUGCGCACGAAUCGAGCUCAAUCAGUGCGGUCAUCGGUGCGUCGACACCCCGACGUCGUAUUACUGCGAGUGUAAUCCCGGUUAUAAACUGCUGGAAGAUGGCAAAGCUUGCGCUGAUAUCGACGAGUGCGCCGAAACGCCCUGGGUGUGCAGUCAACAGUGUGAGAACACACCCGGCAGGUAUUAUUGUAAAUGUAACGAAAAAUGGUACGAUCGAGCACCGGAUGAGCACACUUGCAAGCGUCGCGACAACAUUCAGCCUUGGCUGGUAUUCACCAACAAGUAUUACGUGAGGAACAUGUCGAUUGACGCCACGCAGUACAAUAUCGUUCAUCAAGACCUCAUCAACGUCGUGGCUCUGGACGCCGAUUACCAGACGCAGACUCUGUACUUCUGCGACGUCACGGCUAAAGCUAUUUACCGAGCGCCGAUAGCCGGAGGAGAAAAGGAAGCCAUUAUCAGACACAACAGUCUCGGACUCGAAGGCAUAUCGAUCGAUUGGGUAGGACGCAAGCUCUACUGGCUCGAUCGACACGCCAAGCAUCUCGACGUCUCCGAGCUGGACGGAACGAAUCGUAAAACGCUGCAGAGCGGCAUUGCCGAUCCCAGAGCUAUCGUCGUACAUCCGGGCACGGGUCAUCUGUACUUCACUUCCUGGCACCUGCAGGCUUACAUCGCCAAAAUGGGCAUGGACGGCAGCAAUCUCACGCGCAUCUUGACCUGGAACGACGACAUCGCCUGGCCGAACGCCUUGACCAUCGAUUACAUCACCGAUCGUCUGUUCUUCGCCGACGCUCAUCUCGAUUACAUAGCGUUUACCGAUCUCGAGGGUCACAACAGACGCAUCGUGCUGUCGGGUGCCUCGGUACCUCACGUCUUUGCCAUUACUGCCUUCGACGAUCACAUUUACUGGACCGAUUGGAACUUGAAGACCAUCAUGAGGGCGGAAAAGUUCUCCGGAGCUAAUCCGACUAUUUUACGAAAUACCACGCACAGACCCUACGACAUUCACGCUUAUCAUCCGCUAAGACAACUACCUUACCCCAAUCCAUGUGCCAAUAACAACGGAGGCUGCUCUCAUCUCUGUCUCAUUGCGCCACCUGCCAGUAGUUAUCUGUUGGAAGGCUACGGACAACCGGGUAUCACGAGCUACAAAUGCGCUUGUCCAAAUCAGUUUGUCCUAGGCCCUGACAAGAAGACUUGCAUGGCUAACUGCACUAAUGGUCAACACAGAUGCGGUCCGCCCGAUGAGAAAUGCAUACCUUGGUUCUGGAAAUGCGAUGGGGAAAAAGAUUGCAGAGAUGGUUCCGAUGAACUUGGAAACUGCUCGUCCACUAGAGUCUGCCGUCCCGGAGUAUUCCAAUGCGCAAAUAAGAACUGCGUACCAACCAUCACCGUCUGCGACGGUACGGACGAUUGCGGAGAUAAAUCCGACGAAGCCAACUGUGCCCUGGAAUGUCCAGAGCUCGAAUUCAAAUGCAAGAGCACUGGCAGAUGUAUCCACGAUUCUUGGGUUUGCGAUAACGACGCCGAUUGCAAGGACGGCAGCGACGAAGAUCCUGCCAUGUGCCAUAACCGAACGUGCGAUCCCGAAACCGAGUUCGCUUGCAAGAACGGCAAGUGCAUACCGAAGUUGUGGCAGUGCGACUUCGACAACGACUGCGGCGACGACAGCGACGAGCCGGCCUUCAUGUGUCGCCAGCGCAACUGCACCACCGGCUGGCAACGCUGCCCAGGCCACGCCAACUAUCGCUGCAUACCCAAGUGGCUGUUCUGCGACGGCCGCGACGACUGCCGCGACAACUCGGACGAACGCCCCGAGGCUUGUCCUAAGUGCGAUCCCACGACCGAGUUCAAAUGUGCCAAUAAUCGCUGCAUACCCAAGCAGUGGAUGUGCGACUUCGCCGACGACUGCGGCGAUGGUUCGGACGAGGCCAAGGCCACCUGCUCCGGCAAAUAUCGAGAGUGCACGGAGAGCGAGUUCAAGUGCGGAAACGGCAAGUGUAUAGCGUCGAGAUGGCGAUGCGACAACGAGGACGACUGCGGCGAUAAGUCCGACGAGGCCAAUUGCCAGGAGCACAAGUGCAAGAACGACACGUUCCAGUGUACGACGGGACACUGUAUACCCGCUGCUCUGCGUUGCGACGGUGCUCGGGACUGUCAAGACAUGAGCGACGAGAUGGGUUGCAUGCCCAAGUAUCCGGGCGGACGUUUCUGUCCGCAGUCGCAAUUCCAGUGCGACAACAAUCUGUGCGUCUCGCUGACCGAUCGUUGCGAUGGAAGCGACGACUGUGGCGACGGUUCGGAUGAGAAUCCCACGAUGUGUGCCACAUUCAGUUGCGACACGACAAGACGCUUCCAGUGUGACAAUCAUCGCUGCAUACCCAAGUACCAGCUGUGCGACGGAAUCGACAAUUGCGGCGACGGCAGCGACGAGAACAACAUGACGCUGUGCUCGCGCAAGAUCAUACCCUGCAAUCCGAUCACCGAGUACCAGUGCGCCAACAAGAACUGCAUCGAUCGCCUGAAGAUCUGCGACUUCGCCAACGACUGCGGAGAUUAUUCCGACGAGUUGGGCUGUCAUCACAACAAGGCCUGUAACGAGGCCAACAAGGGUGGCUGCUCGCACUUCUGUCAGAACGUCACAGACUCGGGCAGUAUCACGUCGGAUGUCGCACCCCGAGGUUACAUCUGCGCCUGCUAUCCCGGCUACAUCAUUUCUCAGGACAAUCAUAAGCAUUGCGAGGACAUCAACGAGUGCCUCAAGGGUCAGCACUUCUGCUCGCAGUUGUGUACCAACAUGAACGGCUCGUACGCCUGCACGUGUCGCGACGGCUUCAAACUCGCCGACAAUUUGAGCGGAGUCUGCAAGGCCGAGGACGACAAGACCAUGGUUUUGUUCGGUGCCGCUCAAGAAAUUCGUGGCUUGAGACUGGCCAAGAACGAGGCGAUUGACAUAGUUAUAAACGAGAAACGCAUCAACGCGCUGGACUUCGAUCCUAAGAUGGACUACGUCUAUUGGAUCGACGGACAUGAUCACACCAUCAGACGUUCGGCGAUGGUCGACGGUAAACUCGUCUCGAUCGGUUUUGCGCAAGACAUCGAAUCCGAUGAAAACUCCGUACCAACAAGUUUGUCGCUGGAUUGGGUGUCCAACAAUCUUUACUGGACUGAAAUCGAGGAUCCAAUGAGCGAAAUGACGCGUCGUGGACGUGUCGUGGUUGCCAAAGCCGACGGACGCUACAAACGCAGCUUGAUCACGCAAAAUCUCGAGCUGCCGACGGCGGUAGUCGCGGAUCCACAACUGGGCAGAAUAUACUGGGCCGAUGGUGGUAGCCAACCCAAGAUCGAAUCGGUUUGGAUGGACGGCAGCAGGCGCAAGGCCGUGGUCAUCAGCAGGCUGGGUAAACCGAGCGCUCUAGCGAUCGAUCAUGGCAUGGACCACACGCUAUACUGGACUGACAUCAAGCUCAAUACCAUCGAGUCCAUACAAAAGGACGGCACCAACAGAAAGAUCAUCAUCACCGGUGAACAUUUGAGGCAUCCGGUGUCACUUGACGUUUUCGAGAGCUAUGUCUACUGGAUGACGCGCGCAGAGGAGGUCUUCAGACAAGACAAAUUCGGCCGAGGAGUUCCUCAAAGUCUGGCGCGAGAUAUCGGCACUCCAGGCGGCGUUAAGGUUUACCAUCAUCUUAGAUACAAUACCACGCUGCGCGAUCCAUGCCACUCCGUGAGUUGCUCGCAUCUCUGUGUUGCCGUACCAAGAGGACAUCGUUGCCUGUGUCCGGAUCGGUCCGGUUACAGUGGACCGGCGCCACUUACGGGCAACGACGUCGUUUGCGAUGCUACCAUCGAACGAGAAAAACCUGCGCCCAAGGUCUGCCAAUGCAAAAAUGGAGGCUUCUGUAUAGAGGCCGAGGGAGGAAAAUUGACCUGCGUCUGCCCCGAGGAUUAUCGCGGUGACACGUGCGAGAUCGGCUUCGCUUCGUCGAGGUCAGGUAGCGCGGCGGCUUCGAUCAUCGUGCCAAUAAUCGUAUCGAUUUUGGUUCUGCUUGCUGCAGCGGCUGUAUUUAUUAUACUCAAGAAGAGACCAUUUGGAAAACCUGGACUGGGCAGUUUGACCGGUGCUCAAAGUGUAUCUUUCCGGCAAGGCAGCAAUGUCGAGUUUGGCGCGUCAACGGAUCGAAUGGAACCACUUGACGUCGAAUACAACAUGGGCGAAGUAAGCAAUAAAAAUCGAGAUUUCAGCAAUCCAAUGUACGAUGCUGUGAACAUGGAAACGAGUACGACGAACGGUGGCACCGGGCCUGGAAUUUAUGAGGUACCAGCCGAAAUGAAACCAUCGAGUAUGCAGCACAAGGAGCCACCGCAGCUGCACUUGAAAAGGCGCGAGCUCGAUCCCACUCCAAUAGAUUCUGGCAAAGAUACUCAACAGCUCGUUGAAGAAGACAAAUCCGAAUCGUAGAGACCUAUCCCCUUUAAUUGUGUAUAUAAUUUUAGAGAGAAGUUGAGAGAUUCCCGAUGUACAGUUCGAGAUAAUUAAUUUUCUUUUUUUUUUUAUUCGUGUUAAGGCAAUUUUUAUGAACUUUUUUUUUUAUCAUCCGGUGCUGUUGCUACUACUACAUACUUUUGAUAUGAGUAAAUCGCACGGGAUUGGAUAAUCGUGCAAUAUUUCAUCUCGUUUAUUUUGAGAGAUGUGUGUUACAUUUGCAUCCAUUGCUUUUUUAUUUGAUCAGGUACCAAAUUUUAUAAUAUGACAUCACUGGCUAUAUUUCACUAGUAUACGAAAUUAGAGAUCAACAAACAUUUUACUAAAGUUUUUUCAAUAGUUCCAAAAUAUUUUAAACUUCAAUAAUAAGAGAAUCAAAAAGCAGUAGAUGUAAUACAAUUGUGUCAUGUUUUAUUGAACGAGAUGAAGAAUUUUACCAUAGUCUUUGUCAUGUCUCCUUUAUAUAAGAGAUUUGAUUUGUGUAAGUCUUGUAAAUAUGAUUGUCACGAAGUGUAUUUUUAAAAUCCAUUAUUUAUUCAUGUAAUUCGCUGUAUCAUAAAAUAUAAUUAUACUAAAUUUAUAAUUGACGCGUUACUUCGCGGUCAAAUAAGAAUCCUUUGAAAAAAGCAAGCAAUUACAGUAAUUAGCAAUAGACGACGUAUUUUUGUAUAGGUAUACAUAAACUGUGUGCAAGAGUUAUAAAGAAAAUCAUAUGAGAUAUUUUAUGAAUUUAUAGCGUGAAAUGAAAUUGUAAUCUUAUAAAAAUAUUGUUAGGGUUAACUAAUUUUAAUCAUAGAGACGAAUUUAUAUUAAAAAAAAAAGCGAAGCAAUUGUUUGAAUCCGCACGUUAAACAUAAUUUUUUUUUCUAUAUGAUGGUGAAAGAACAGAUGAAAAUGUUACACGAACUAAAACAAAUCUUCGUCAAUUCCGAGAAGCUUUAUACAUUUUUUCAUUCAUUUUAUUAUUAUUAUAAUCGUAAAUUAUUAUCAUAAAUGUUAUCACUUACUAUUAAUAUUUAUUGCAAUGUUGUUGUACAUUAAAAAAAAAAAAAAGAAUUAUAUUGUAAUCCGAAAACGACGCCUUCACCUGCCUGAAAAUUAUACUUGUAAAGUGCAACACCACAAUAUGAAGAUGUUAAUCGAGCCGAGAGAUGCAUGAGAGAGAAUUUCUGCGUUUAGGUCGAUCGGAGGGGGGCUCAAUAGCACCGACGGCCUAUUCUCAUUAAUUGACUUUUUAUUCUCUCGCACCAAUGAUGCAAUGUAUUUUUUGUAAUAAUGAUUGAUAUUUGCGCGAUGUACGCGUCGAUGCGCUUGAGGUGCGUUUAAAACGAUAACGAAUAAGAGUCUUAUAAAUAAAUUUUUAUUAUCAUA
Messenger RNA from Trichogramma pretiosum, 15237 nucleotides. It is a transcript of the gene mgl, whose product is annotated as low-density lipoprotein receptor-related protein 2. Lineage: Eukaryota; Metazoa; Arthropoda; Insecta; Hymenoptera; Trichogrammatidae. The transcript has 17 exons. Gene Ontology annotation, molecular function: protein binding; calcium ion binding. Bases 4 to 13842 code for a protein of 4612 amino acids. The record is from RefSeq and is a predicted model, not a curated record.